CAUCAUUGAUGAGCACGGAUCGUGAUAAUGCUAGUAGCAUAGUCGCUCCAAACCACUACGGUUUUUCGACGCGGCCCUGCAAGUCAUUCACGCUCUCUCUUACUUGUUAAAUGAAAUGGUAAAAUUGCCCGAUGUUGUUUUAUGGUUUCGCGAUGCUACUUCGGACAGGCGACUGGAAACCCUAUGCCGCCUCCUAGACUGUUGUAUGCCACUGGAGUUGCAAUUUCUAAACAAGUACUUGGACGAAUUGCUUCGGCGAAAUCUCAUCGUUGAUGCACCGUGCUCGGAGACGAACAUGUUGGAGUUACGUGAGAUCACAGAGUCGGCGUCUCGCCGUCAGCUUUGCCUACUACUGACGCGUUUGACGUCCGCGAACGUUCUAGCCAGUUGUAUUUAUGACAUUUUGAUGCAGUAUGAUUUUGAAGACUUCUUCUCCCGUGUCAUGAUAAUGGAGGAAGAACUGGUCGACGAAAUUCUACUUUUGUUCACCCUGGCCGCGAACCAUCCCGCCAUGAACUUCACCCAGCGUCGCAAUCUGCAUCAAAGACUCGUCGACCUUCGGGAAACCAUUGAGAAAUCUUUCAAGUGUUACCAUGCUACCGAUAUUUGUCAGCCCUAUAAUGGGGUAUCUGCUUUCGAGCCAUUUGAAAAGUCGAGCCCCGUUAAAGUACCAGAUGAGAAACAACAAUUUUUUGGAAGAGAAAAAAGUGGCAACGAAAGUUUACAACGCGCUGAAGAAAAAGAAGAUGUCCCCAACACCAAAUGCUCCAUUGAAGCUCACAUCAAAGACCUUCGUGUCGUAAGAACUCAACAAAGAAACCUUGAUAAAAAAUAUGAAUACAUUUUUGAGGUCUUGUGGUCCAACGGAAAAACGGCAAGGAUUCAUCGCCCAUACGGAGAAUUAUUUGACUUUCAAUGCAAGCUUCGCCGUCGAUUCGCAAAAGAUGACAACAAAAUGACUGAAAAAAAAGUGAUUCCCUAUCUUCCAGCUCGAAAACCAAUAAAACUUUGCAAAGGAAAUAAUGUUCUUCCAGAUAUAACAUACUACGUGAAAGAAUUCGCAAAACUUCCAGAAAAGCUUCUGCAUAGUGAAUCCGUUGAAAAGUUUUUCAGCGAUGGGGGUGAAAACAAUUUCAGAGAAAAACAAGUGGCGUCAAAAAAUGAUCAAAACACUUCAAACCUUGAUAAGAAAGGUAAUACAAACACGAUAUCUCAGCGCACCAACGUUGUACGUUUGAACGAAAAGGCGAACAACGAGAAACAAGCUAUUUCAACGAAGAGCAUUUCUUCUAAAGAGAAACGUUCAACGUCAACGUCCAACAAGAAAUCAAUUGAUCCAUCCAAACGGGGUCUCCUUAAUCAGAAUAACAUUACCAACGCAUCUGCAUUGCCUUUAACGGAUGAAGGUAAAGAAAGUUUCAGUGAUGAUCAACAAAAGAUUAUUCUAAAGAACUCAUCCUUCCCACUUCACGACAAGAAUGGCGAGGAAACAAGAGAAAAGUUCACGUUUAUGACUAAGAAAGAUUUUUCUUCCCCGAAAAAAACUAAAGACGAAAAGUUAAAUGAGAAAAAGGACUCGCGUGUUGAAAACUCCACUUUAUAUGAACGUACACAAAUGACUGAUGACCAAAUGGCGUUUAGAUCAUCACAAACAACUUCGAACUGCGAAACACGAAAUCUAGUCACAAAUAACUCUCAACUGAAUUCUAUUUCGCCAUCAACAACAUCAUCAUGUACGUUAUUGCUUACGUCAUCAUUAUUGACAAAGUUGAUAUCAUCGACUUCGGAGGGAUUGGCACACACCUCAUCUUUACAGAGUUGUCAAACUGUUUCAUCCACGAGCACUUCAUUAACUUCAACUACCACAAAUCAUAUUGGGUCUGAACGUACAGAUUUUGUUGAUUUGAGGUCAACAUCGACAUCUUCAGGAACUUUAUUAGGAACGACGGCUAACUCUAGUAGCUCUUCAAUAAUAAAAACGUCAUCUGAUGCUUUAGCAUAUGCGUCAUCGACAUCUUUCAUUCAAUUUCCCUACAUUGCGUCAUCUCAAAUAAAAAUUCUUACGUCGUCUUCCUCCACUAAAUCAAGAGAUUCAUCAUUUUUAUUAACUCCUUCAAAAUCCUGCAAAAUUCAACAUUCUUCUACUCCUGAAUCAAAUAUUUUAUCGGACGUUACUUGCUCAAUCGCUUCACAGUUUACUGAUAAGAUUUUGCCAACCAAACAAAAUGGAAUGGCGUCAUAUUUACAAAAUUCUCAUUUUACGUCACAUGAAUGGAAUACAAAUGCAUUUUCUCUUUACAAAUGCACCGAACCAUCUGCACCAAAUGAAAAGAUCCCAACGUCUACUUGUAAUGUUACGUCCUCUGUUUCCAAUAGUAUUAUGUCAAAUGUGGCAAAUGUCAUAACGUCAUGUAAGAAGCCGAUAAUGUCUUCAUCACUGGACUGCUCUUCUGUUCCAUAUUCACACCAAAUGCCCCUCACUGUAGCUGUGCCAUCGAGUUUCUCAUCCUGUAGCAUGUGCUUUGGCUCCAGUCACUCGUUUAGCGAUUGCUCGUCAUUAACGUCAUCGUUGUCAAGGACACCAGAGUUAAGUCCACCAGUGAGGACACCGGACAAUGUCAGAAACUAUGGCUAUGUUGGUGAAUUCGUCAGGCAAAUAUCUAAUGCACAUCGUUUAUCACUGCAAGAAAGUCAAAAUUUCACACAGGAUUAUCAAGAUUGCCGUAUCGAAGACGGAAGUACUUGCUCCGAAGUUAUUGGUGGACAUCCAUCAACAAAAAUAAGCUACAAAAAUGGCUUUGGAAAAAAUGGCGUCACAAAUUAUGAUUAUUCAAAAUUUGCUCGGCAAGGUCUUCUUAUAAUUCCCAAUGGCUUCAAACACAAACCUACAGAGCAAUUACCUCAUUUGGAAAAAGCAAAACAGAAUGAGAACAAUGACGAAGUUGUUUACUAUUUAAAUGGGUGCUCUUCAAAUGGUGCAAAAAUUGGCGACAAAAAUUGCAAUUACAUUUAUCAAAAUGGCGAAGGGCGAAACACCGUAGAUUGUGAUUUAAACGAUUUAAAAGAGAACCAAUCCAAUUUAAAGCAUUAUCUGAAUCGAAAUUCAAACGGAGUUUCAAAAGCAUUUUGUUACAAUUGUGGAGCAUUUGGCCAUCGUGGGAGCGAAUGUUCCGAAUUAGAAGUCAAACAAUCAAUCUCUUCAAUAAAUGGACAAUAAAAUUUAUAAGUGCGAACAUGAAAUAUUCGUAGCUUUCAUGCUGCUGGCAAGUCGGUUGGCUGGAGACCUUGACUGAAAUAAGAUCGACUACUAUAUUGAGAGAGUUGACUGCUGAUAACAAAUACUUUCCAUCCGGAAGAAUUAUGAUAUAUUCCUCAUACAAAUCUUCGUAGAAGAAAUAUUUGAUAAAGAUAAAUUGUAUACUUGCUUUUAAAAUUUUUAUUUUCACUUUGCUUCGAAUCUUUCUUCUACGAAGUGCACGCCCUGCUUUUUUUAACUCAAUCAGAAUUUUCAUCUUUUAUAACUUUUAAGUUGUAAGCUUAUUGUGAUAUGUCACAGGAUUCUCAAAAUAACAAAAGCAACAAGAAUCUUCCUGAUUUUGCCUGAUUAUAGGUUUACAAAUUCAUAGAAAUUCGGUUUGUUUCUACGUGAUGUUUUAACUAAACGACCUCAAUUUAUGCAUAAUUGUCAAUUCUAGAAGAACUCUUUUUCAGAAAAUAGUCUGCGAAAGAUGAACCUCUAUAAUUUGUGGCUUGGAAAUGAAUUUUAAAUUAAUUUAUUUAUGUAUAUAGUUGAGUCCUGCUUUGUGACAAUUUUAAUGAGAAGAAUGUUCAAAAUAAACAUGCCUUACAGAAAAUUUCAAAGUGAGUACAGACGCAAUGAGAACUUUCUAGCAUAAUUUAUGUACCAUACAAGUAACGUAAAUUUGAAAUAAAUUGUUUUAACUGCUA
Messenger RNA from Xenia sp. Carnegie-2017, 3948 nucleotides. RefSeq names its product probable GPI-anchored adhesin-like protein PGA55. Gene Ontology annotation, molecular function: phosphatidylinositol binding; nucleic acid binding; zinc ion binding. The coding region runs from base 116 to 3217 and encodes 1033 amino acids. The transcript is spliced from 12 exons. The record is from RefSeq and is a predicted model, not a curated record. NCBI's taxonomy places the organism in Eukaryota, Metazoa, Cnidaria, Anthozoa, Malacalcyonacea, Xeniidae.